AUGUCCAUAAGAUCUUUAAAUUAUGGUGCUUCAACCACUUUUGCAACGCUUGAUCCUACGGAUCCCGAAUCGAAAUUACUUUUAGAUGCAAAAGAAAUUGGCGAGUUUGUCUGUGAGGCCUAUCAAAGGUUUCUCAAAGGUACCCAAAUUAAUUAUUCAGAUGACUAUUUUAAUCGUCUUAAGUUUGCGGAAGAAGGAGCGUUGAAUUUAGCACAAGAGCUAUCGGCAUUGGACACUAUUAAUCACAAACAACCGAAUUUGCGGUAUGUCGCAUAUUCGUAUCUUCAAAUCUUAGAAAACAGCAUUAGUGAGUUGCUAAAGGACUUCGUACCUGCUGGCACUCACGAAAAUCCUAAGGGAUUAGAGAAACCGCAAAAAGGAACCAAGUCGUCGAAGAAAGUGGAAACGCCAACAACCAUUACUAUUAUGCUGACAGAGCCUGAAGCAGCCAUGUCAAGUGUGCUGGAAACGACCACUGUGACACAGCGUUCUGCAAUCAAGCCACAAAGGCAGAACACUGUAAACAGUAAUACGACGACUACUACAUCAUCUACGGAAAUUAGACCUCUGCUGACCGAUCCCAGCUCGGAGAAGAGGAAAGCAAAAAAGCCAAAAUGGUUCUCAAGUUUCUUCCAAAAAUGCCUUCAGAAAACAUUUUGCUGUCUACCGUGUUUGACUAGUUGA
Molecule: messenger RNA, 684 nt
Organism: Schizosaccharomyces japonicus yFS275
Lineage: Eukaryota; Fungi; Ascomycota; Schizosaccharomycetes; Schizosaccharomycetales; Schizosaccharomycetaceae
Exons: 1
Coding region: 1-684 (227 amino acids)
Source: RefSeq, a predicted model, not a curated record